Molecule: messenger RNA, 1621 nt
Organism: Cervus elaphus (red deer)
Lineage: Eukaryota; Metazoa; Chordata; Mammalia; Artiodactyla; Cervidae
Product: ankyrin repeat domain-containing protein 16-like
Exons: 2
Coding region: 30-338 (102 amino acids)
Source: RefSeq, a predicted model, not a curated record
UCCGCGGCGGGUGUGCUGGUUGGUGCUGGAUGAGAGGAGCUGUACGCGACUGGGCGCGCGGGCUUCGCGGGGCCUGCCCGAGAUACCCUCCUGCACACGUUACGCGCCACAGCCGCUGGGACAUCUUGGCCUAUCUGGUUGACACCUGGGACCUGGACAUCGAGGCCGUCAACCAGGACUACAAGCGGGCUCUCUCUGCACGAGGCUGCCUCCAUGGGACAUCCGGACUGCGUGCUGUACCUGCUGGCCCCGGGGGCCGCCGGAAACAACCUGACCAAGCCCACCUGUCAAUGACUGCAGGAAAGAAAUUAACACAUUCCCUUCAGAGGCUGAUGUGAACCAGGAAAGGUUUGACUCUACUCUUUCUCCUUUUAGUGUAACCCAAGCCUGAAUUCUAACUCAGGCAAGAUGGUUCUUGGGGACAUGAGUCCACCAUUAUCUUGAUCUACCAGCUUUCCAAACAAAAUUGCUAUUCCUUGCCCCAACAACUCAUCUCUUGAUUUAUCGGCCCAUCUUGUAGGAAGCAAUAGGACUUGGUAACACGAUGACCCUACCUAUGUCUAAGGCCUUCAAGUGAGUGUCAGCUCACUGGCUGGUGCUGCUGUAUAGAUAACAGUUUACCAGAGAUCUCUUCCUUGCAGACGAGGCAAAGUCUAUGCCAGUUGUAAUGAGCAUAACUACCUGUACUCAGGUGUGUCCUGGGGAGGAGGACAAAAACUUUAUCCUUCUAGGUUCAUCUGGCUGGUUAAGAAGCAACUUAACAUGAGACAGAUUAACAGGAGAAAAGCAAACAAAAGCUUAACAGCAUGUAUACUUCUGUAUACAUGGGUGAGAACCAGAAAACCUGAGUAACUCACCAGAAUGGUUGAAACCCUCACCUUAAAUGCCAUCUUCAGCUAGAAACAAAGGAGGAUGUUGUGGGUAGUGGUUUGGGACUAGAAUGUGGAGGAAGGUGAUUCAUGUGGAGAUGGAAAAGCAAGUGUUUGGAACUCUGUAAAUAUCUGUAGUUCCCGUGACCACACCUGGCCCACAUAUUUUCUCAGUAUCUCUGGUUGUAGCUGUCUUCCUGGGCCAGGCCCUUUGUCUAAAAUAUUCAACAUUUAAGGAGGCAGUUAAAAGACUUUGAGUCUUUUUUGUUUCUUAAAAAUAUUCUGCCUAAAAUCAUUCUCUUGCCAAAGAGACACAUUUUGGGGUGACAAAUUUUGCUUCCCUACAAUACCCUGGAUCAGGUAGAAAAGGUUAAUAUGGAAACCCGAGGAGGAAGCCACCUUGCUUCCCAAAAUAGUCCCUGAAAUUUUGGGGGACUUGCUUAGAUUCCUGAAUCUAAGACUUGGGGGAGUUCAGCUGAGACCAAUUUCUUUUGCUCAGUCCGGGUCUUGCUGAUUAAAUGUUGCCCAAGACAAGCCAAAAGGAUUUGGUGCCCAUCAACUUCAAGUUUCCUUGCACUGGUUACAGUGGCUGCUGUUGGGCCUAGAACUCUUCUAGGAACAACGGGGGAAAUUGUGGGGAAAUAAACUUCCCUGGGAUUUCUCAGCGGUUUUGUAAAAAGCCCAGAUCUUCUGAGACUCUUCAGUGCAGACAUCUGCAGCCAUUCAUCUAGUUAAUAGCUCCAACCUGAAAG